GCGUACGGCGAGCGCCUCUGCGGCAAGAAGGACGGCGUCCCGCGCACCAUCGCCACGGGCGAGUUCGUGCGCGGAGGCAUCAUCCCGUCGUCGCUGGCUUUCAUCUACACCACCGGCUGGAUCGGCUGGGCCGGACGCAGCUACCUGCGCCGCACGCUGGACACGAAGAAGGAGAUCAUGAUCGACGUGCCCCUGGCGCUCACCUGCAUGGCCAGCGGCUUCGCGUGGCCCGUGUACGCGUGGCAGGAGAUCGUCAACGGAGAGAUGGUCGCCAAGGACGAGGACAUCCACCGGUCCUUCUUCUGA
Messenger RNA from Prorocentrum cordatum, 306 nucleotides. NCBI's taxonomy places the organism in Eukaryota, Dinophyceae, Prorocentrales, Prorocentraceae. The record is from the annotation of a GenBank genome assembly.